Dermacentor andersoni is the source of this 7300-nucleotide messenger RNA. RefSeq lists its product as uncharacterized. NCBI's taxonomy places the organism in Eukaryota, Metazoa, Arthropoda, Arachnida, Ixodida, Ixodidae. Gene Ontology annotation, biological process: regulation of DNA-templated transcription. The record is from RefSeq and is a predicted model, not a curated record. Gene Ontology annotation, molecular function: protein dimerization activity; DNA-binding transcription factor activity.
GUCCUUGCCAAACGGCGAAAAUGCGCAACGCGCAACGAGACAGGGGUGGCGGCCCCCUACAAAAGCGGCGUUCCGUCGCGCACCGCCACAUAGAGUUGGCGUCUACUCGGCGUGUGGUGUGUGUGUGCGGCUCCGCGUGCCAUGCAUUGGAUAUCUUCCCCGCCCGUUUGGAAUUAACACAACGUCGUCGUCAUCGCCCACUGGGAUUUUUACGGAUACGGAGUCGCUGCUAGGCAGUCGCCGGGACCUCCGGCGAGCCGUUUCCGUGGAUGAUCAUCGGAGAGCAGUAGACGCGGCCUCGACUAUGAUUCUGUCCACGUCCGUGUUGUCGCAUUCGGAACCGAAGCGAUUCGCCACCAGAGUGAUGGACAUUGGACCGUUUCUGGGUGACAAGGGGGGCGCCCCGAUGUCUCGUAGUGCCCUGGAGGAAGCCGAGCAGAUGUGCUCCAUGUUCUUGAACGACUACGCCGGGCCCACCUCGCCCGGCCUCGAGCUGGGCGAUCUCGUGGGGGAUUUCCGGAUGGACUCCCCGACCAAGGAUUUCUGGAAGCUCCUGCCCACACCGCCGCGGUCGCCCGAUCGCUCGGACUCCUCUUCGAUCGCGGGCAUCGGCGACCUCUGCGACACAAAAGCGAUCAUGGGUGUCGUUAGCGAUGAUGUCGAUGACGUCUGUAACAGCGUCGUCAGCAGCGGCGGCGGAGCAAUCGCCGAGGUGUGGAAUGAUUUCCAGAUGGAGGAUUGGAACCACGACGUGGCCAUUCCCCCGGUCGCUCCGUCUUUCGAAGACCAGGAGGCCCUCUGUUCUAUUCUGUUCGAGCACGACGACUUCAUCGACCAGCUGCUCAAGGACGACUCGGUGCUGAACUCGGUCCUCAGCGGCGGCGGUUCGGACGACGACGUGGUCGAGGAGGACGAGGACGUCGUCGGCGCGAUCGUCUCGCCUCACGCCCCCGCCGUCGUGGACUGGCUGUCUCCGGUCUCGCCGACGCAGUCCGGCGUUCAGAGCGAGCUGCUUCACGACUGCAUGUGGUCGGGACAGUGCACGGACGACUGCAAGCAGAAGGCCGCCCGGGAGAAGCGGUCCGCCGCGGCCCUGGCGUCUCCGUACGACCUGGUCGUCUCGCCGGCGUCGGCGAUGUCCGCGGGGUCGCCCGACGACGUGCUGGACAUGCGGAUUCCAUCUUCCCCUUCGCCGACGUCCAGCAGAAGAAUCGCGGCGGCUGCCCCUACUACCGCGACGACGUCUGCUUCUCGGGUGGCAGCGGUGGCUGACGACACGCUGACCAGUCAGUGCGUCGACCCCAGUUCGGUGCUCAGCUACACGCCCCUGAGCGACCACUCGUACCACCAGGCGACGUCUUCGGCGCCUCCCACUCCUCCGGACUCCCCGAAGGCCGUCUCGCAGCAGUCGUCGUCGGCGGCGACCGCUAGAGGAUCGGCGUCGGUCGGACAGCUCACCCUCUACCGUUCCCAGAACGGCCACUGGCAGCGCGGCGCGGUGGUGUUGUCGGAUACGCCGUCUGAGUCCGAUGACGACGACGAUGAUGAUGAUGACGACGAUGAUGAUGACGAGGAGCAGCAGUCUGCCGACCAGCAGCAAGACGAGGAGGAUGAUGAUGACGACGACGAUGAUGAUGAUGAUGACGAUGAUGACGACGAUGACGAAGAGGAGAUCGACGUCGUCACCGUCUCCGGCGAGCGCCAGCGGCACGGCGGCGCGCCCGCUGUCGUCGCGCUGCCGGCCAACGGAACCGCCGGAGGCGCGAUCCGUUGCGCCACCGUCCGUCAACCUCGGCCCCCGGCCACCGCUGUCAUGUCCCGCAUCACGUCCAGCGGCCGGGUGGUCACUCCCUCGCACAAGGCUCUGAGCAAUGGCCAGGCGCCCGGGAGGCGACGUCGCGGCGGCCUGGCCCCCGGUUCGCCCAACGUCGCCGCCGCUACUAUGGGCGGCAAGCGCAAGCGUUCGCGGCAGUACCAGCAAGUCUCCCAGCAGCAUCACGCGUCCCUGAUGGUCCAGUCCAAGCGCGCCAGGCGCGAUGACGACGGCUGCGGGCCGGCGGGCGCGUGCUCGCCGUCGGCGGGUCGUCGCGGCCAGCACGUGCUGUCCCAGCUUCCGCCCAGCGCCAAGCGCAACGAGCACAACACCAUGGAGCGCAAGCGGCGCGACGACCUGCGCGUCGCCUUCCAGGACCUGCGGGUGCAGGUGCCCGCCCUGGUUGAGAACACGAAAGCGGCGAAGGUCACCAUUCUGAACGAGGCCGCCGCGUACGCGCUAAAGCUCACCUACGACGCGUGCCACCAGGAGAAAGUGUACAAGCAGGAGCAGCAGCGCCACCACAUGCUCCGACGCAGGCUGGCACAGCUGCAACAGCAACAUCAGCAGCAGCAACGGAUACGCCAGUGCAGGCGUUAAGGACGCAACACGGCAGACAUAUGGAGGCGGCUGGGUGGCAUCACGGCAAGCCUCGGUGCUACUUGGUGUGUGCUGCCCCACUGACUCCUCCACGUUUGUCACUGUGUUGGCGCCAGGGUUGAAUGUCACCUUUGCAAAACUUUCCUUGCCACUAGUGGACUGCCCUGCCAGUGGGAGCUUGCCUGCAUCAGUGCCACAAUGGCAAUGACCAGAGCCCACCUCCCUUGCCACCUGCCAUGGACUGACAACUGAACUUUGUGGAUCUGUAUACCACCCCCUAUAUUGGCAUAUUUGAUGCUUCAGCCUGCUGUGUUGCAUGCUUGAACUGCCAAUAUCAAACAUUGAUGCGUUCUGGCUGUUCAGUGUGACAGCUGUCCAUGCGUGCUAGCCAACUGUAAUUUAACAUAUGUUGAAAUUACUUCAUAGCACGCUGUGCAGUUCUUUGUAGCUCAGGUCACUGUGCAUCAACAUAGAAAUGCUUCUUUGAAGUUGGGCUGUAGAAACCAGCUAGUGGCUUUUAAAAAUAUAUACAGAGGGAGAAGUGGGCUCUUGAGCACCAUACUUGCCUUUUUAAUAUUCCCUUGCUAGGUAUUGGCUGCGUGUUGACUGUGAUCUUAAGUUGUUUCUUUUGCUUUUUUUUAUGUAGGAGAGAUGGUUCGGAAAGAAUUAGUUAGUAGUUGACAGGUUACAAUUAUUCCUGUAGCUCAGAAACUGCUUGUAUUUCGAGAUGUGUGUGUAGUGUUUCUUUGGUGCAAAAAAAAAGGGGGGGGGGGAUCCAGCCAAUACUUGAAUUUCAGGAAACCUGAACAAGGGAAGAAAAGAAGCAGGUUUGGUGCCUCUUUGUUGGAACAGCUAGUCUUCAUGUGGUGCAUGUUUGUGGUGUUUGUGUGUUGUAUAUGCUGUGUGUUAUUUUAAGUUUAGCUUCUUUCUGCUCUGCACACAGCCAGCUAGGUGUUUGGCAGGGAGAAAUAGGUCUAUAGAGCUGCUGCUACAGAGUUGAGCACAUAAUUUUAGAUAUAGAUGUUCAUCUAUAUAUAUAUAUACAUAUAUUACUACCUAUCAUUGUGGGGCCUUCUUACCGGGAAUUAUAUCAUUAUGGCUUGUCUUUUAGUUUUGGAAACUUGUGCCUGUUGGUGUGCUUGUAUAGUGUGCUUUCACAGUAAUUUCACCAUAUGAAGGCUUGUUUCAGCAUUUCUCUUCACCUUUCUCUCACUGCUGCCACCUCUCAUCCACUUCAUGUCAUGUCGCAUGGUGCUAAUUAGUUUGACAGCCAGGCUUUCAUUAACAAGUAGCACCUGAGUGCAAGUCUUUAUGCUGGGGCAGCUGUAGGCACUGUUCAAUUAUCAAGUCAGUCAAAUUAGGAAUGCAAGCUUUAGGGGCGUGGAGUCUACUUGUGCAAUUGAUUCGUAGGCUCUUGCCAGACUCGUGGCUAUUGUGGCUAUUUCUUGAGCUACGCACAGUGUGCAGCAGCUAAAUCUAGAACCUCUUUCAACUAUAUGAGGAGCAAGCCUUGGCUAUUAUAUUGCAGCCAUGCUGCCUCAGAUUGCUAGCUAGUGCACUUAGAUCGCUCUUGCCACCAGUACUGCCCCUGGCACGCUACUGCCUGCUGCAUUGCUUCUGCAAAAGUGAUCAGCCCAUACACAUGCUGUCUGCUCUUGAUUCGUUGUUCGAAAUUUCUUUGAGGUGUUGCUGUUUUUCGCUACAUGCACCAAACAAUUGUGGACAGGGGGCACUUAAAAGGGAAUGACACUGUGUUUUCUGCCUAUGUUCCGGGCACACAGUUAAAGGAGACCACGGCUAUAUAUGCUGAUGUUAACUGCACUGCAAGCUUUAUCAAGCGAGGCAAUGGUACUACGAUCCCUCGCUCCAAAAGCCACUCAAAGUUCAGUUAGUGUUACCUAAUGAGGAUGCUAGACUGAUUUCUCUAUGCAAGCAAGUUGUAGGUCUAUCAUAUUUUCAUGUUCAGUAGGAGCAUAUCCUCAGCCUAGAAUGUUCGAUUGGAUACUUUGGCAUGAUGCAAUGUUUCAUCUUGAGUGGAUAUUAUUCUUUCAUGUCAUUCAUUUCAUUUGGCUAAGUGCUUUGGCUGCGCUUCUGUUUGUAUCUACCGUCAACUUCCUUCAAUGUGUGCAACAAUUUUUGGGCAUUAUUAGCUGUUUUGCCUUGUGAAAUAUACUUUCGUAGUCGUUGUAGUGUGUUGUAUUUCACAUCACUUCCUCAUCUUCACUUCUGUUUCAGCUGUCCCGUAAACCUAGGGUAGAGUUAGAGCUGGCCACCAGCGCCUUCUCGUUAUUUGCCUGGUGGCCUGGUCAUGGGUUUGACUCCUUUGCAAGUGCUUGCCUUCUGCGGUGCUAAAUCUGCAGUGUCCCUGAGCACUGUGUGACCUGCCCAAUUUGCAGUUAUGUAGAGGUCAAAAUUCAUUUGUGGAGUGUCUGCCCAUCAAAAACUCUGAACAGCAAACAAAUCUGAACAGAGUCGGAGAGGGACCCUGCGUGGUCAUGCCAUGAAUCUAAGCAUUGCUUCGUUCGCUGGGUCUUUGGACCCUUGUGUUCUCCAUUACCCUUGAUUAAGGCUCUGGACAAACAUUUUUACAUUUCUGCCAUUUCAUAUUUUGAUUUUAGCGUUCACCUCAUUUUCGGCACUUGGUUGAAAAGUGCCAAAUUGUUCUGUCUAUUUAUGCUCGUGCAGUAAUCGGCUAUGGACGAUUCCAUGCUGUUUUGCGGGUUUUUGCUUGUUAUGUGUGUGUGUGCAUCAAUAUCUCCACAUGUAUUUCUGCAGUCUGUUUAUCCUCCCCUGUUGCCAUGUUGCUCACCUGCAUUUAUACUACUCUUGCUGCAGAAUGCAAUUUUCUGGUUCUAAUUUUACUUCGUGGCUGCCUCAUGCAUCAAUUUUUUUUUUCGUAGCAUUAACUGAGACUUGCCCUCAAAGUCUAGCAGCAAAUACUUUGCUGUUCAUUGUAGUCUUUGUGUAAAGCUCUAUGCUGAAUUGGUAUUUUCUUUGUUAUUUUCCUUACCAGUCCUUGGUGCUUUUUUUACUGUUGCUAUUUCUGAAAUCUGGCCUAGUAGCUUUGUGGCCCUUCCCUUUUAAUUAUAAUGCCUUGUUUUGCACCUGUGCACCAGGACCUACGGUAACACUAGCUAAUACUGAAGGGCAUAAAAUUUGUUUUAUUCUUGCAUUUAGCUAGGUCGUGAGUGCACCUUUCAGUCUUGGCACUCUGGCUACAUGGGGAGGUUGUUUUACUUUCCGUGCCUUUUUUUUCUUUUUGAAAUGCAUUAUAAAGUUCCUACACAUUGAUAUAGGUAGCAAUUAUUACUGAUUUGUAUUUGCAGUGGGUUUGUCAAUUACAUGCCGCCAAGUGUUUACAGGGGUAUUGCCUGUAGUGACUUUCUGUAUCCUUUCCUGGUGUGAUGACUAGGAAUGGUUCUUUUGUUGCACAUGCUUCAUUAUUGUACUAGCCACUUGUUUAACUUUGCCCUGCCAAGUUAUUGUACCUUAGGAUCACUGGCUUUUUUAUGAUAACCACGACACGAGGCUUCUUUAGCACAGUCUUAUUUCCUUCGAAUGAUAUUGUGAUACCGCGGAGUCGCCGAAGGAUUCCUUUUGUCAUGUCAUGUCAUAUCAUUGUGUGUGUGUGUGUGUGUGUGUGUGUGUGUGUGUGUGUGUGUGUGUGUGUGUGUGUGUGUGUGCUAGUUGCCAGAUUGCCAUUUUUGUAUGUGGUCUUGUGAUGGCUGGGAGUUUAUGCUAGCUAAUGCAAAACAUUCAAUUGUGCACCAUCAUGGGUUGCUCAAAGUGGAGUGCUGCAGUCAGGCGUGAAAACUCAAUGCCACAUGUUGAGGUUUGGAUCUGGGGGCUCUGUGGCUUCCCAUGGGUGUCUAUGGAAGAAGGUGGCUUGCUGUUCUUUGAAACCUGACCAAAGCACUUCACUUUGGCCUUUUGCCUAUAUCAUAAUGCAAGCCCUCUCCUUACAUGAAAGUGCAGAGACUUAAGCGCUGUAGCACUAGCUUCAAAUUGUUUUGUGAUGUAACCCUACCUUGGCCAUAAGUAGCGUCAUGUGUGCACGUUUUGUUUUUUUAAAUGGAAGCAUUCAGAACAUUUUUUAAUGCUGUAGGCAAGCUGUCAUAGCACUUUUAAUGGAGUUCUGUCAUGUGAAGAAGUUCCUUCAAUGCAAAUGAAAAUAUUUUCUCGCACAACAUGGUUCCCCAAACGAGGAUGCAGAAAAUGCUAGGGUUUCACUGUGCUGUAUUGUUCACAUCGUGCUGUUUCGCUCAUAGGACUGUCUUUUAAAUGCAAAUUGUUACUACUCAUAUUUUGAUUUUAAUAUUGUGCUCGUGUAAGGGUUUUAUUUUUAAUUUUGUAAAGGCUGCACUCUUGCAGUGUGGACAGCCCGGAAUUUUUCUCUAAAACUGUCACUUGUAUCACAGCUCUAAUGAAUACCUUUCUCAUUGCCUGUAAUCCUAUACUGCCGUGCCUUAUAGUGGAAGUAGAAAAAAAAAAAUGCAUAGUUGUUUCAUCCGACAUUACCAUAUGCAUUUUAUAUACACAUUGCGAUAUUCUAUAUACAUAUUAUAUAUAUAUAUAUAUAUAUCAGAUGGACAACUUGCUCUUUCCCCAUUUUGUAAUUUACUGUUCCACCUCAGCCAUCGUCAUAGCAGGAUCAUAGCUUUAAUAUUGGUAAAAUAAGACAGAAGCGAAACUGUGAACAUAGGUGUUAGGAGCAUUAUGUAAUUUUUUUUCUCUUUCAAACUGAAGAAUAGAAGGCGUUUCAAGUCUUUGUGCUGUUGAGAGGGCAUUUUUUUUUGCACUAGAGUUUGAUAAGUUAUGAGUGCCAAGGAAGGAUUUGAAUAGGAUUAUGAUGCAGUUGAGAAGAAAUUAAAAUGUUGUUUUUGCUCA